UUGCUUUUGAUUAAGGCAGUUUGUGUCCACGUUGCACUUUGGGUGCAAACCAUCAAAAGACUCCUGCACAGAGAUACAGAAAACUAUAUUCUAUGGAGUGGGUGUUUAAACAGUUUUGGAAAGAACAGAGUUAACAUAUAAGUCACCUCUGGUCAAGCAGGGAUCCCUGUUAGCCUUGGCAAACAAAGGGUUAUUGAAGGACUGGGCCAAAAGUAUUGCUGUGCUGUCUCUUGGGCAUUAGCAUUUCUUGGGAGAGUCACACCAGGUGUGGAUUAAAACAAGGUGUGGGAAAACCACAUUCUUUUGCCUUCCCUGUGGGAUGAGACGUGGGUGAUGUCUGAGAGAGUUUCAGAAGAACCGGGACUGGACAAAGGGGAUGGAGCUGAAGAAUGUGAAUUGGACGAUCCUGAAUUGAAAGCCAUCAGAAUGCGAGUGCGAGAAAUGGAGGAGGAGGCAGAGCGGCUGAAGGGGUUAUCUGGACAGGAUAAGAGUAUUGGUGUUAGCCCCAGGCCCUGCAUGAAACUGAUUCAUUCGAAGAUGACAGCAGGAGAAUAUACUGAGGGUCCUCCUCGACCUCUGAGUGCAGAGGAGAAGAAAGAAAUUGACAAGCGAUCAGUUUAUGUUGGCAACGUGGAUUACGGAGGUACAGCCCAGGAUCUAGAGGCUCACUUCAGUAGCUGUGGUUCCAUCAACCGCAUCACUAUUUUAUGUGACAAAUUCUCCGGGCAUCCAAAAGGAUAUGCAUAUAUUGAGUUUGCAGAAAGGAACUCUGUAGAUGCUGCAGUGACAAUGGAUGAAACCGUAUUCCGAGGACGGACAAUUAAGGUUCUACCCAAGAGAACAAACAUGCCAGGAAUUAGCACCACGGACAGGGGUGGAUUCCGUGGCAGACCUCGAGGAAACAGAGGCAAUUACCAGAGAGGACAAAGGCCCAGAGGAAGGCCUUUCAGAGGUCGUGGAAGACCAGGCCCUUUGAAUCACCCAUACUGAAUGAGAAGAGCCCUGUAGCACUACCAACUCUCUGUGCACAUCAUAUACCUAACAUGCUUCAUCAUGCCUUAAUCUGCCACCUGGGGAUGCCUUCCGUAUGUCUGGCCAAAGAAAUUUGCUUUAAUAUUGUGAAAAACCCAGAUGGCACUAAGAGGAUGUUUUGGAAAUUUUGUGCUACUAAACUACAGCAUGUCAAUAGCUCUGUUCUAUAAAAGCCUAUUUAAUGUUUACUUAUUGUAUUGCAUUACGUUGGUUACUAAAAUAAACAAUUGUCGUGUUUUCAGGCCUUGU
Xenopus laevis (African clawed frog) is the source of this 1281-nucleotide messenger RNA. RefSeq names its product poly(A) binding protein, nuclear 1-like (cytoplasmic) L homeolog (gene pabpn1l.L). Gene Ontology annotation, cellular component: cytoplasm; nucleus. The coding region runs from base 334 to 990 and encodes 218 amino acids. NCBI's taxonomy places the organism in Eukaryota, Metazoa, Chordata, Amphibia, Anura, Pipidae. The transcript has 8 exons. Gene Ontology annotation, biological process: nuclear-transcribed mRNA catabolic process, deadenylation-dependent decay. The record is from RefSeq and is a predicted model, not a curated record. Gene Ontology annotation, molecular function: poly(A) binding; RNA binding; nucleic acid binding.